ACAUACCAAUUGGACUAGACUAUGGAAUUGUCGUAAACAACCUUAUUAUUUAGAUUAGAUAGGCACAAUUAAAUGUUUACUACAGCUGUAAUUUACAGUUCAUUAUAAUUAACUAAUGAAUAUUUAAGUUAGAAAAUACACAAUUGAAACACAAGAGACGCACAGGAAGAACAGUAUGAUAGCCGAAGAUGUUUAUUCACAUUUUAAAUUUAAUGCAAGAUAACAAAAACGAUUUUCCAAACUCUUCAAAAAUUGUUUUGCCUUGAAAAUAAAUGUUUUUGCUGACAAAUUAAAAAAUAAACACUACACACACCAGCACGGUGUGACACAGCCACUGUGACAACCAUUUUGACAAAUUAAAGAUUAGAUAGAGAAAAAAAACAUUAUUUUUAUCUUUUUCUUUCUCAUGCUUUUAGAGAAAGACCUAACAAGAAAUUUCGAAAUGAAUAGUCACUGUCAUUUGGAAGAUCUGUCAACGGCCGCCAUGGACCAAAAUGAACUUUGCACGUAUUUUGAUAAACUUAACCUCAAAAAACUUCAAUAAAUUCAAAACAACCAUGACUUUAUAACAAAACUAAUAAAAAAGUGAAUAAUUCCAAAUAAAAUAGACCAAAAUCCUAUACGAAAAUGUCCGACACUGCUUUGGUCAUCAAAGCGAAACCGCAAAGAAAAGUUUUCAAAGCGACAAAAAUUACAAAAGUGCCCGAAAGUUUACUCAACGAUCCGAAACUUGAAGCAGCCUCGUCAGCUUUGCCCAACAACUACAACUUUGAAAUUCCCAAAACCAUAUGGAGAAUACAACAACUAAACGCCAAAGUUGUAGCUUUGCAAUUGCCGGAAGGUUUGCUAUUAUUUGCCACUACCUUAGCUGAUAUCAUUAAAGAAUUCACUGGGGCAGAUUCUGUUAUAAUGGGAGAUGUUACGUAUGGAGCUUGUUGUAUUGACGAUUUAACUGCUAGAGCGUUAGGAGUAGAGUUAUUAGUGCAUUAUGGACACAGUUGCUUAGUUCCAAUAGAUCAAACAAGUGGAAUUAAAGUUUUAUACAUUUUUGUGGAUAUUAAAAUAGAUCCUCUGCACUUUAUAGAGACUAUAAAAAUGAAUUUUGAGCCUUCUACUAAAAUGGGACUUGUAAGCACCAUACAGUUUGUAACAACAUUACAAGUGGUUUCUAAAUUAUUACAGCAAAGUGGUUUUGAGGACGUUUCGAUACCACAAUUCAAACCGCUAUCUCCAGGAGAAAUUUUGGGUUGCACUGCUCCAGUUUUAAGAUGCUGCGAAGUAGUUAUUUAUUUAGGUGAUGGUCAAUUUCAUUUAGAAGCAGCCAUGAUAGCAAAUCCUAAAGUCAAAGCCUACAAAUAUGAUCCUUAUGACAAAAAAUUUACUUAUGAAAGUUAUGAUCAUUCACAAAUGGAAACUAUAAGGAAAAACUUCAUCGAAAAAUCAAAAUUAGCUGAAAAUUUUGGUGUUAUUAUGGGCACAUUAGGCCGGCAAGGGAGCCCUAAAGUAGUUGAACAUUUAAGACAAAGAUUAAGUGAUAAAGGCAAAAACGCAGUCAUAAUAUUAUUGUCAGAAAUUUUUCCGAAAAAAAUUGAUCUGUUUUCAAAAUUAGACGCAUUUGUACAGGUAGCUUGCCCAAGAUUAUCCAUAGAUUGGGGAACUGCUUUUUCAAAACCAUUUUUAACUCCUUAUGAAUUAGCCAUUACAUUGGGAGAUGCUCAAUGGCAUAAAGAGGGUAAGAGUUACCCUAUGGAUUUUUAUGCUAACGCUAGUCUAGGACCUUGGACACCUAAUCAUAAACCUGAGGAACUAAAUGUGAAUACUUGUUGUGGAAAAUGUCCAUAAUAAAGAAUAAUAUAUUUAAUUUAAGAGCAAAUUGUAUAUUUUAAUUUUUAUUUAAUAAAUUAUUGUUAUUA
Ceutorhynchus assimilis (cabbage seed weevil) is the source of this 1913-nucleotide messenger RNA. The record is from the annotation of a GenBank genome assembly. Lineage: Eukaryota; Metazoa; Arthropoda; Insecta; Coleoptera; Curculionidae.